Messenger RNA from Cetraspora pellucida, 1197 nucleotides. NCBI's taxonomy places the organism in Eukaryota, Fungi, Glomeromycota, Glomeromycetes, Diversisporales, Gigasporaceae. The record is from the annotation of a GenBank genome assembly.
AUGGACGAAAUACCUGAAUUGGUCGAAAUUGUUGAAAUAAUUGAUUCUUCUGAAUCAAAAGUAAAUGAUAUUGAUAAAGCCCUUAAUUCAAAGGUUCCUAUAACAAUAAUCACUGGCUUCCUCGGCUCAGGGAAAACUACAUUACUUAAUUAUAUUUUAUCAAAUCAACAUGGAAAAAGAAUCGCCGUUAUUUUGAACGAAUUUGGCGAAAGUAGCGGAAUUGAAAAAUCCUUAUCAAUUAAUCAAGACGGUGAUUCAUUUGAGGAGUGGUUAGAAUUACAAAAUGGAUGCUUAUGCUGUUCUAUCAAAGAUAAUGGUGUAAAAGCAAUUGAAAAUCUUAUGCAGAAAAAAGGAAAAUUUGAUUAUAUUUUGCUGGAAACUACAGGUCUUGCUGAUCCAGGUCCAAUUGCUUCAAUGUUCUGGUUGGACGAUGAUUUAGGAAGCGACAUAUAUUUGGAUGGCAUCGUUACAUUAGUUGACGCAAAAUAUAUCCUACAAUAUAUUUCGGAGAAGAAAGCAGAUGGUUCGAUAAAUGAAGCUGUUCGUCAAAUAGCAAUAUCCGAUAGAAUAAUUAUCAACAAAAUGGAUCUAGUUUUACCCUCAGUUAUAGAUUCUAUACAAAGUCAGAUCAGGACUGUAAAUUCAAUUGCAGAUAUUAUUAACACAGAAAGAUCAAGAGUUCCAUUAGACUUCAUUUUGGACAUUCAUGCAUUCGACUUUAAACAGUCACCUUUUUCACUAUUGGCAUCAUCACAAACUUUAGAUGAGGAUGAUACAGAAAAUGGACAUGGCCAUAACCACGAUCAUAUUGAAGAGGAGGUUAAAACCAUAUGUUUAACUGAAUUUCCGUCACCUACCCUUGAUUUGACAAAAAUAGAACAAUGGAUUCAAUGUUUAUUAUGGGAGAAAAUUGUUCCAACGUAUGACACUACACCAUGUCAAACUAAUCCUCAAAUAACAAUUCUAAGGCUUAAGAGUAUUCUGACACCGAACCAUGAUAUAAAAUCGCGUGUUGUCGUGCAAGGGGUUCAAGAGUUGUACGAUUUACAAUACAUUCCUAAUGAUAUGAGCGAUUUGGAUGAGUCUGAAAGUGUCUGUAAAAAUGCAAUGGUAAAAGAUAAAAUCGUAAUUAUUGGAAGAAAUUUAGAAUAUAUGAAAUUGAAAAAUUCAUUAUGGAAUUGGAUGGGUUGGAUCUAG